GGCAGCUCGUGGUCCCGUGAGCGGCGCUCGCGAGUCGUGACUCGCGCUCGGUCAGUCGCUAGAGAGCGCCCAGCACGUGUGGUACGCGUUCCCGCGCUCCGAUAUUCAGCGUGCCCGAGCUAACCAAAUUAGUCAGCCAAGUCGCUCGAAUAAUCGCGUACUUAAGAGCACCAGCAACAUUGGCAGCACGAUCAUCAGUCCGCCAGUUGUGUGCGUGCGCGAGUGUUAGUGUCGAGAGCGAGUUACGUCACGUGCGUGCGCCCAAAGGCGGGAAUCGCUGAAAACGUGCUCUGGCCUGUUUGUCGAUUCUAUCGAGGCCGCAGCGCAGAACCAAGGAGAACUGCCGCCCCACCAGCGCCUCUCGACGGUUUUCGCGACUGCUCCGCGUACCGUGUGCACAUCGGAGCACGGUGUGGCGCUCCGAGAGCGGGAUUUUUGUCGCGGGCCAGCUUUGCGACCCGCAAACUUGAUUGAGAGUCCAGCCGGGGUCCAGCUCGGCCAGCAGGACCGAGUGCCGAGGCGCGAGCUUCGCGCAUCUGUGAGUGCGAUCGCGUGCCAAAGUGCAAGCGACAAGAACUGCAGUGGCGACGAGCGAGUGGGCUUGGAGUAGGCAGCAGCAGUGCAACUCUUGGCCCGGGCGAUUGUCAAGCCCCGGGCUUUUGCGCCGCUACUGGUUGUGCGCGCUAGUGUGCGUGCGUGUCAGUGUGCGUGCUCUCGCGGUCUCCAUCGUUGCCACGUUUAUUGAAGUGAGAGUCAGAGAGCGGCGGCGCCGCCGCAGCGCGCAAGUGGAUCGGACGAAAGAGCGAGAAAGCCGAGCCAGAGAUAAUAGCCAUCGAACGUCGACGAGUGUGUGCGUGCGAGCUGGUGACUAGCUUUCCAGGAAUCGCUCCGAGGCACGGACUUCCCGCGCAAAACUACCGGCGCAGCGAUCACGUGCGUGGCCCGCCGAAGCCGCGAUCGUGCUCCACGCAGCGAGAGCGGCGAAACAAAAGAGCGAGAGAGAGAGAGAUAAGCAGGAGAGCAGCGGGUCGCGGGCGAUCUCAAUGAGUUGAGCCGCGCCGAGGGGAAGAGCCCGCGAAGACGGAAGAUCGAGAGCGCGAGGCGCUCGGCCGCACAGAGAGCGAUAAUAUGAGCGCCCGAGUGAUGAACCCUGCGCUGAUGACCGAGAUGAGCAGCAAGCUGAGCGUGGUGGUGGCCAGCAGCCAGGCGAGCGGCAGCGCCGGCCAGCCGAGCGUGGGCCGCGUGGCGCCGAGCAGGGCCGCCCUGGCGCGGGUGCGCCGCGACCUGUUCGGCCCGGUGGACCACGCGGCCGCCCGGGCCUACGCGGAGCACGAGCUGCGCACCCAGUCGCUGCUCGACUCGGAGCGCUGGGGCUUCGACUUCCGACUGGAGCUGCCCAAGAGCGAGGCCAACUCGCGCUUCGUCUGGCAGCCGGUGACCACCGAGGACCUGGUGCCCGAGCCGUACGCCCUGCGGGGCAUGCCCUACCUGCGCCGGCAGUCGCCCGCCGCGCCGUCCAAGUCGGCGCACCGGUCGCCGCGCCCGGCGCGCUCCUGCGAGUCGUCGCCCGUCGCCGUGGCGAACAGCGCCCUGAUGCUGCUGGAGAGCGGCGAGUCGCCGUCGCCGACGGGCGGCCAGCUCAAGAUGCAGCUGGCCGAGAGGACGCCGCCACAGGAGUCGCGCGUGCCGCUUGGCGGCGAGAAGACGCCAGACGUGGUGCCGGCCAUCGCCGAGCUGACCGUCAGAUCCACGCCCGCCCAGGCGCAGCCCACCACGCCCGCGCUGUCGACGAGGAAGCAGGCUGCCAUCACCGACUUCAUGAAGAGCCGCAAGCGAACGCUCAAUGCCACGGCCAAGAGCAUGCUCGAGCCAGCGGAGAAGCUGCCGCGCAACGCCGGCCAGAUCCACAGCUAAGCGAGCUCCGGCCAGUUCGAGGACGUCGAGCAGCAGCGGACCAGGAGGGGCAAGCCGACGCAGGGUCGACGCAGGAUCGACGCAGGAUCGACGCAGGAUCGACGCAGGAUCGACUCAGGAUCGACGGGCCGGCGGCGGACCUCCGCGCCUCUCUUCUGGCUGUGAUUGAUAUUUGGCGGAUCACCUAGAUUUGGCCGGCCUCUCGCGCCGCUUUCUUCCUCGCUCUCUGGGCGAGAGCCAGUGCAGCCCUCGUUAACUAACCGAUUCUCCUUCGUUGUGCGCUUGACGUAGCCACUAAGCGGACCAUGUUUCGGUGUAUUUGCGUCCUUCGCCGAGCGGUCGCCGGCUCGUCAGACAGACAACCGUUGUUAAUUGCGUUUUACCACGACUCUGCGUCCUCGCGAGCUCUCGUUCGUCUCUCGAGUUGUUACUCGUAGCUCGUGGACAACUCGGAAGGUCGUUUCUUCUCCCUCUGCCUUUUCCUUCUUUUUUACUGCUAUCCUGUGCGGCAGCUUUCUAUUUUUACCGGGAGGACUCGCGUCUCGGUGUCGCCUCGCCACGCACGCUGCCUCGAGGCAACAUCCAGAUUUCCCAGUCUCUCUACGAGUACCAAAACGGUCUUCACGAUCAAAUCCUCAAGAUCCUUUUUCUACUCGACCCGAUAGAAACCUGCCUGCCUCAUUUUAAUCCUGUACAUUAUGUAAAAUAAAUAAAUAUAUAUAUAUACAUAUAUUUAUAUAUAUAAAUCCUUUUUUAUUGUUUAGGAGGCUCGUAGAUGUUUCGUUACUUGUAUAGUUUAGAGAGGAAGGUAAAUCAAAAGUCCGAACGCCAAAGAAUCUUUCAAAUUUUCUCAACGCGCACAAACACAUUUUAAUCGUUUCUUUGCAAUGCAUCCCACUCAAUUCGUCGCGCCCGGCUUUGAGAAAGUUUCAUCGAUAGCCGUUCCAACUUAUUGCACUUUACCUUCUGUAAAUUAUUGACUUUCGAAAAUGUUCAAUAUACUUAACGAUGUGAAAUUUAUUUUUGAAAAAAUGAUCUUCGCUUUUCAUCUUGUAGAAUAAGACAACCAAGAAGAAAAAAGAGUGCGAAUUAGUAAAUAGUAAGAUCAAAGUAGAGAGAGGAACUUUUAUUAAAAUCAUUCUUACACUUAUAGUUUUUCUUUAUUACAAUUGCACAUCGCUUUGUCAAAUUGAUACGUCUUUGACGAUGUAGUCAAGUUCUUUUUCUAAUAAACAAUCUGAUUGAAAACUCUGCACCGAUAUUAACUUUUCAAAUUUAGUUAUGUAAGUACUUGAGCCAUUUUUCAGUAACAAUCAAAAGUUUCUGCAGUACAGGUUUACAUCGUUUUUUUUGUUUUUGCUUUUUUUUUUAUUUGACACACUACCAAUCUAAUUUCAUCUGACUGAGUUUGCAUGUACAAGGUAAAAUAAAUAGACUGUUAUCUCACUUUUAAUUAAUAACUAGGACAUGUUUGAUUGAGUCAUUAUUAUCAAGUUUAUUGGAAAUUAUAAUUUUGUACUUUUUUAACUGGAAUAAAAGUUGUCUCCUAAUCGAUUGUCAAAUCUUGCUUUUAAAAUUGAUGUCAAAAAGAAGUUUUGGAGGUACAAAAAAAAUCGCAACAACUUUGUAUGGCGAGUUCUGAUGUUCGCGCUGAAAAAGUGUGAAUUUCAAAAAACUUGGUUAUUCCGUAAGAAUUAAGUUCUUUUGAGAUUACAUUUAAAAAAAUACCACUGGUGGUUACUUUACAUAAUAAUUCAAGACUUUGAAUAGAAAAUUGUCGUCAGCGUUUCUUGCGAGCAAAUAAAUCAGUUUAUUUUAAUUGUUGAAAGUAUUUUCGAUGGUAAUCGUUUUGCGUGCAUCGAAUUCUUCACGAAUACAAUUGAUAAAGCUUAUAUGCGCAAUUAGCAAAAGUGUAUGCAGCCAUUUUUCUUUCACGUAAUUAAGUUGUUUGUAAAUCAACCAUUGACGGGAAUAGUUGCAUUCACUGCCUGAGAAGUUUAGAAGGGCACAGGUAAAAGAAAGAAAGAAAGUGGGAAAAAAAUAGAUAAAAUAAGAAAAGUAAAUUGAUGUAACCCUGUGAUGUAUUAGUAUGAUCUCAGCAACUUAGUGCGUAAUUUUAAAGAUGUAAUUAGAGGAUAACGUAAAUGACUUAUAGAAAUAUGAAUUCUAUUGUAAGAAAGAAGAAACAAUCGAUGACAAUAAAUUGAACGUGUGAGUGCGCGAGUGAAUAAAAGUAGAGGUGAGAAUGGAUGAAAGGUAAGAAAUAUAAGGGGCGAUACGCAAGACCCAGUGAAUCAUGCGUAAAGAAACAAAGAAGUUUACGAAAAUGUCAAACAAUUAUUACAUUCUUGUACAUGUAUAAGCGAUUAAGCGAUUAUAGUGAAUUUUAAGAGAGUUUAAUAAAACUAACAUAUGUAAGAAAAUAAUAUGCUAUUGUUUAUAAUGA
This is a messenger RNA of Phymastichus coffea, 4360 nucleotides long. RefSeq lists its product as uncharacterized. Gene Ontology annotation, cellular component: nucleus. The transcript has 2 exons. Gene Ontology annotation, molecular function: cyclin-dependent protein serine/threonine kinase inhibitor activity. NCBI's taxonomy places the organism in Eukaryota, Metazoa, Arthropoda, Insecta, Hymenoptera, Eulophidae. Gene Ontology annotation, biological process: regulation of cell cycle. The record is from RefSeq and is a predicted model, not a curated record. The coding region runs from base 1129 to 1914 and encodes 261 amino acids.